Molecule: messenger RNA, 4557 nt
Organism: Nerophis lumbriciformis (worm pipefish)
Lineage: Eukaryota; Metazoa; Chordata; Actinopteri; Syngnathiformes; Syngnathidae
Source: RefSeq, a predicted model, not a curated record
UGUGACUCUCCUUCGCACGUAAACACAUCCUUAGCUAGCUUACAUCCUUAGUUAGCGUCAUUUAGACGUCAAACUCAUCUAAAAUAACUUGUAACUAACCCCGGGGCGCGAUGGGCAACCAGCUGGCGGGCAUCGCCCCGUCCCAGAUCUUGUCCGUGGACAGCUACUUCUCGGACAUCCACGACCACGAGUACGACAAGAGUCUGGGCAGUACGCGCUUCUUCAAGGUGGCGCGGGCCAAACACCGCGAGGGCCUGGUGGUGGUCAAGGUGUUCGCCAUCCAGGACCCCUCGCUGCCGCUCACCAGCUACAAGCAGGAGCUGGAGGAGCUGAAGAUCCGCCUGCACUCGUGCCAGAACUGCCUGCCCUUCCAGAAGACCUCCCUGACGGAGAAGGCUGCCAUUUUGUUCCGGCAAUACGUCCGGGACAACCUGUACGACCGCAUCAGCACCAGGCCUUUCCUGAACAACGUGGAAAAGCGCUGGCUGGCCUUCCAGAUCCUCAACGCCGUGGACCAGGCGCACAAGGCCGGCGUGCGCCACGGCGACAUAAAGACUGAAAACGUUAUGGUGACCAGCUGGAACUGGGUGCUGCUUACCGACUUUGCCAGCUUCAAGCCCACCUACCUGCCCGAGGACAACCCCGCCGACUUCAACUACUUCUUCGACACGUCCCGGCGCCGGACAUGCUACAUCGCGCCCGAGCGCUUCGUGGAUGGGAGCAUGUUCGCCGCCGAGAGCGACCAGAACACGCCGCUGGUGGACCUCACCAACAACAACCAGAGGAGCAGAGGGGAGCUCAAGCAGGCCAUGGACAUCUUCUCUGCAGGCUGCGUGAUUGCUGAGCUGUUCACGGAAGGCGUCCCGCUCUUCGAUCUGUCCCAGCUCCUGGCGUACCGCAAGGGUCACUUCCAGACCGAGCAGGUCCUGGAGAAGAUCGAGGACCGUAGCAUCCGAGAGCUGGUGGCUCAGAUGGUUCAGAGGGAGCCGGAGCGGCGCUUGGCGGCGGAGGACUACCUGAAGCAGCAGAGAGGCAAAGCGUUCCCCGACAUCUUCUACACCUUCCUGCAGCCGUACAUGGCGCAGUUCGCCAAAGAGACCUUCCAGUCUGCAGACGAGCGAGUGCUAGUUAUCCGCAAGAACCUGGAUAACAUCCUUCACAACCUGCCAGGCGUGCAAUGUUGCCCUCAGGAUGACAGCGAGGGCGUUGUGAGCAUAAAGGAGCACCAGGGCCUCAUCGUGCUGGCGUCCGUUAUCACUUCCUGCCUGCAGACGCUGCGCUCCUGCGACUCCAAGCUGGCGGCGUUGGAGCUCAUCCUCCACCUGGCGCCACGCUUGUGCGUGGACAUCCUGCUAGACCGCGUCACGCCGUACCUGCUGCACUUCUGCAACGACCCGGUGCCGCGCGUGCGUGCCCAGGCCGUGCGCACGCUCACCAAGGUGCUGGCGCUGGUCAAGGAGGUGCCACGCAAUGACGUCAACAUCUACCCGGAGUACAUCCUGCCGGGCGUCGCCCACCUCGCGCAGGACGACGCCACCAUCGUCCGGCUGGCCUACGCAGAGAACGUGGCGCACCUGGCAGAGAGCGCACUCCGCUUCCUGGAGCUGGUGCAGGAAAACAACGUGAACAUGGAGCACGACGUCAGCGGCGAGGACGGCGAGGAGACGCUGCACCUCAACGAGAACUACGACUCGGAGCUGCAGGCGCUCCACGAGAUGGUGCAGCAGAAGGUGGUGACGCUGCUGAGCGACUCGGAGAAUGUGGUCAAGCAGUCGCUGAUGGAGAACGGCAUCACGCGCCUCUGCGUCUUCUUCGGCCGCCAGAAGGCCAACGACGUGCUGCUGUCGCACAUGAUCACCUUCCUCAACGACAAGAAUGACUGGCACCUGCGCAGCGCCUUCUUCGACAGCAUCGUCGGAGUGGCGGCGUACGUGGGCUGGCAGAGCUCCUCCAUCUUGAAGCCGCUCCUCCAGCAGGGCCUGAGCGACACCGAGGAGUUCGUCAUCCACAAAGCUCUGAACGCGCUCACGUGCAUGUGCCAGCUGGGCCUGCUGCAGAAACCUCACAUCUACGAGUUUGUCGCCGACAUCGCGCCGUUCCUGUGUCACCCCAACCUGUGGAUCCGUUACGGCGCAGUGGGCUUCGUGACCGUGGUCGCGGAGCACCUCAACGUUGCUGACGUCUACUGCAAGCUGAUGCCGCACCUCAACCCGUUCAUUACACAGCCCAUCAUCCAGAUCGACAAGGAGCUGGUCCUGCUGAGCGUCCUGAAGGAGCCGUUGAGCCGCUCCAUCUUCGACUACGCUCUGCGCUCCAAGGACAUCUCCAGCCUCUUCCGCCACCUGCUGUUGAGGCAGAAGAUGCGCGCGGGGUCCAUCCCAGAAUGCCCUCCUCACGAGGACCCGGCCAUUGCUCAGCUCUUUAAGAAGCUGCUCUCGCAGGGAAUGACGGAGGCGGAGGAGGACAAGCUGCUGGCUCUGCGAGACUUCAUGCUGAAGUCCAACAAGGCCAAAGCCAACGUAGGCGAGCAGACCCUCCUGAGGGACGCGGCCCAGACUGGCGUCAUCGACCUUGCUACACUCGGCAUCACCGGGCGCCAGGCGGACCUUGCCAAGCCUAAAGGCGAGGUGGACGACAAGCGAGCGAGGAAACACGCCAAGCAGGACUCCAUCAUGAACGAGGAGUGGAAGAGCAUGUUUGGGUCUCAGGAGCCCGCCACCGCCGCCACGCCGCCCUCCACGGCCACUGACGGGGGGCCUUCGAGUCAGGCCCGGAAGAGCUCGGCGUCCUCGGCAACGUCCGCGCUCCAGUCGGCGACAGGCGGCCCCGCCUACCAGCGCCGCAUCAACACGUGCAAGGCGGAGCUUCAGCAGCUGGUGCAGCAGAAGCGAGACCAGUGCAGCGCCGAGCGCAAGGCCAAGCAAAUGAUGGAGAGCGCCGAGUGGGAGAGUCGGCCGCCGCCGCCCGGGUGGCACCCCAAGGGGCUGCUGGUCGCCCACCUCCACGAACACAAAGCCGCCGUCAACCGCAUCCGGGUCUCGGACGAGCACGCCAUCUUCGCCACGGCGUCCAACGACGGCACGGUCAAGGUGUGGGACAGCCAGAAGAUGGAGGGAAAGACCACCACCACCAGGUCGGUGUUGACCUACUCGCGCAUCGGCGGCCUCGUCAAGACGCUGACCUUCUGUCAGGGCUCACAUUACCUGGCCGUGGCGUCGGACAACGGCUCCAUCCAGCUGCUGGCGGUGGAAGCCAACAAACCGCCCAAGUCCCCCAAAGUCCAACCUUUCCAGACCAGGUCUCUGGACCUCCAAGAGGACGGCUGCGCGGUGGACAUCCACCAUUUCAACUCAGGCGCUCAGUCCGUGCUGGCGUACGCCACCGUCAACGGCUCGCUGGUCGGCUGGGACCUUCGCUCCAACGCCAACGCCUGGACGCUUCGCCACGACCUGCGCCUGGGACUCAUCACCUCCUUCAGCGUGGACAUGCACCAGUGCUGGCUCUGUCUCGGGACGAGCAGCGGGACCAUGGCGUGCUGGGACAUGCGCUUCCAGCUGCCCAUCUCCAACCACACCCACCCCGCACGCGCACGAGUCAGACGGCUGCUCAUGCACCCGCUCUACCAGUCGUCGGUCAUCGCAGCCGUCCAGGGCAACAACGAAGUGUCCAUGUGGGACAUGGAGACCGGGGACCGCAAGUUCACGCUGUGGGCCAGUUCGGCGCCGCCGCUGUCCGAGCUGCAGCCCUCCCCUCACAGCGUGCACGGCGUCUACUGCAGUCCGGCCGACGGGAACCCGCUCCUGCUGACGGCCGGCUCCGACAUGAGGAUCAGGUUCUGGGAUUUGGCGUACCCCGAGAGGUCCUACAUCGUGGCGGGCGGAGCCAACGACUCGCUGCACUGCCCGUCCGUGGUGUACAGCAGGAAGAUCAUCGAAGGGACGGAAGUGGUGCAGGAAAUCCACAGCAAACAGAAGAGCGGCGCCGCGGACGACUCGCCGCGUCGAGGCCCCGAGUCGCUGCCCGUGGGACACCAUGACAUCAUCACUGACAUCGCCACCUUCCAGACCACACAAGGCUUCAUUGUCACCUCAUCACGAGAUGGGAUCAUCAAAGUGUGGAAGUGACACACACACACACACACACACACACCUUGUACAUAGUCCUCGCAUGAAGUAGGAGUCAUGUGACUUGCACACUCUCAAUAAAGGCCACUUCAACUUCCAACUUCCUCUAACUGCCAUGAUUGUGGUGGCCCCGCCCCCCCGCAGGCCAUGACCUGUGACCCUUAACGGGGCGGUACAGCUCGGUUGGUAGAGCGGCCGUGCCAGCAACUUGAGGGUUCCAGGUUCGAUCCCCGCUUCCGCCAUCCUAGUGCGUGCCGUUGUGUCCUUGGGCAAGACACUUUACCCACCUGCUCCCAGUGCCACCCACACUGCUUUAAAUGUAACUUAGAUAUUGGCUUUCACUAUGUAAAGCGCUUUGAGUCACUAGAGAAAAGGCACUAUAUAAAUAUAAUUCACUUCACUUCACGUAACACAGAAAAAGAUUGACUCAACU